AUGGCAGAUGUAACCACUACUCCUGCACUGAUCACACUGUGGGUGGAAUCUGUUGUACAAUUCUCCUCUCAGUACGGCUACCUUGACUGGAGUGCUGAGAAUAUAGUAGGACCUCCGGAUGUAUUCCCUGACUACGGCGACGACCCCAACGCAUGGGCAUCAGCUGAGUGGACCGGUAUUGAGUGGAUAGAGGUUCAGAUCUCCCAGUCGCUGUACAUCACCAAGGUGGACAUAUACGAGACCUACCACGCAGGAGGAGUGAAGAGAGUAUCUGCCUGGAACCCGUCCACGUCCAGCUGGGAUGUGUUGUGGCAGGUGUCUGCCGUCUCUGUCCUCGCCGCCAGCAGGAUCUUCUCCCCUCCAAUACAGACACCAACUUACAAGACUGAUCAACUGCGGAUCGAGGUCGACUGCGGCCCUGCACAGCACUGGGUUGAACUGGAUGCAGUGAAGGUCACCGGAUAUGCGUAG
Molecule: messenger RNA, 471 nt
Organism: Haliotis rufescens (red abalone)
Lineage: Eukaryota; Metazoa; Mollusca; Gastropoda; Lepetellida; Haliotidae
Exons: 4
Coding region: 1-471 (156 amino acids)
Source: RefSeq, a predicted model, not a curated record